This is a messenger RNA of Myripristis murdjan (pinecone soldierfish), 2860 nucleotides long. RefSeq names its product aminopeptidase N-like. NCBI's taxonomy places the organism in Eukaryota, Metazoa, Chordata, Actinopteri, Holocentriformes, Holocentridae. The coding region runs from base 1 to 2835 and encodes 944 amino acids. Gene Ontology annotation, biological process: proteolysis; peptide catabolic process. The transcript has 23 exons. Gene Ontology annotation, cellular component: plasma membrane; cytoplasm. Gene Ontology annotation, molecular function: peptide binding; metalloaminopeptidase activity; zinc ion binding. The record is from RefSeq and is a predicted model, not a curated record.
AUGGAGAAAGGCUGCCGAGUCAGCAGGCUGUGUGUCCUGUUUGUGCUCUUAGCUCUAGUCUCUGUAGCAACCAUUGUCACAUUGUGGACUCUUGCCCUGACAGGUGGUCAUGAUGAUGUCACAGCUCCUUGGGACAGCUACCGUCUCCCUGCCUCCUUGGUCCCUGAGCGUUAUCAUGUGACCCUGUGGCCUCGCCUCACCCCCGAACUCUCCAGCGGCCUCUACAUUUUUACAGGGAAUUCCACGGUGGAGUUUGAGUGUGUGGAGGAGACAGAUUUAAUUCUCAUCCACUCCAACAAGCUCAACUACACCACGCUGAACAACACACACAUGUGUGCGCUCACUGCUCCAGAUGGUGUGUCUGCUCCAAGCAUUCAGUCCUCCUGGCUGCAGCCUAACACUCAGUAUCUGGUUGUACAACUGGACUGGGAAUUAACUAAAGGGCAGAAGUACCAGCUGUACGCUGAAUUCAGCGGAGAACUCGCUGACGACUUGGCGGGCUUUUACAGGAGUGAAUAUGAAGAGGAUGGAGUCCAAAAGGUUGUUGCCACCUCUCAGAUGCACCCAACUCAUGCCAGAAAGACCUUCCCCUGCUUUGAUGAGCCAGCCAUGAAAGCUGUUUUCCACAUCACUCUCCUCCACGCCCCUGGAAGUGUUGCCCUGUCCAAUGGCAUGGAGAGAGAGGUUGUUAACCGCAGUGUUGACGGAGUGGCUGUCACACAGACCAGGUUCGAGCCCACCAAGAGAAUGUCCUCCUACCUACUGGCCCUCGUCGUCUCUGACUACACACACCUCAGCGCUAAACAAGGAGACACACUGAUCCGUAUCUGGGCCCGCAGGAAGGCCAUUGAAGAGGGACACGGAAACUAUGCCCUCAACCUGACUGGACCCAUUCUGGACUUUUUCCAGCAAUACUACAACACCUCCUACCCUCUGUCCAAGUCAGAUCAAAUCGCUCUGCCAGACUUCUAUUUCGGGGCGAUGGAGAAUUGGGGUUUGGUCACAUACAGAGAGGCCAACCUGCUCUAUGACCCUGGAACCUCCUCCAACAGAAACAGAGAGACCACUGCCACCAUCAUUGCUCAUGAGCUGGCCCACAUGUGGUUUGGUAACCUGGUGACCCUGAGGUGGUGGAAUGAGGUGUGGCUGAAUGAGGGCUUUGCCUCCUAUGUGUCCUACCUGGGAGCAGACUACGCUGAGCCGACAUGGAACGUGAAAGACUUGAUAGUGCUUGAUGACAUCCACAGGGUGUUUGCAGUCGAUGCCCUGGCUUCCUCUCAUCCUCUGUCCUCUGAUGAGGCCAGCAUCACGCUGCCAGAGCAGAUCACUGAGCAGUUUGACGCCAUCUCAUACAGCAAGGGUGCCGCAGUGUUGAGGAUGUUGUCGGAUUUCCUCUCAGAGCCAGUCUUUGUCCAAGGACUCAGUUGGUACCUCAAUGACUUUGCUUAUGCCAACACGGUAGGGACCGACUUGUGGGACCAUCUACAAAUGGCCGUGGAAGACAAAGGCGUGUCUCUUCCACGCACGGUCGAUGACAUCAUGAAGCGCUGGGUGCUCCAGAUGGGCUUCCCUGUCGUUACCAUAGAUACCACCACAGGAGCCGUAUCCCAGGAGCACUUUCUUCUGGAUGCAGACUCCAGUGAUGUGGUCACAUCGCCCUUUAACUAUGAGUGGCUGAUUCCUGUCAGGUGGAUGCGGUCAGGUGAGAUGCAGGCAGACCUCUGGUGGCUGAUGGAGAGGACAGCGGUGAACGUGGACAUGAAGAGCGGCUGUGAUUGGGUCCUGGCCAACAUCAAUGUGACCGGAUAUUACCGGGUAAACUACGACCUGGCAAACUGGGAGAGACUCCUCGCACAGCUGGACACGCAGCACCAGGUUAUACCACUGAUCAACAGAGCACAACUUGUGGAUGAUGCUUUCAAUCUGGCCAGGGCCAAGCUGCUCCCCACCACUCUGGCACUGGGGAGCACCAGCUACCUGUCUGCAGAGAGGGAGUACAUGCCCUGGCAGUCCGCGCUGGAUAACAUGCACUAUUACUACCUCAUGUUGGACCGCACUGACGUCUACCAGCCCAUGCAGGACUACAUGAAGAGGCUGGUGAUGCCUCUCUUCCUCUAUUUCAAAAACAUGACGUCAAACUGGACUCACGCUCCAGACAGACACACCGACCAGUACAACCAGGUGAACGCUCUCCGCAUGGCCUGCAGCACCGGGGGAGCCGAAUGCCAAAACCUGACGACCACAUGGUUCAAACAGUGGAUGGAUAAUCCUCAGCAUAAUUUGAUCCAUCCCAACCUGCGUUCCACAGUGUACUGCAGCGCCAUGGCGGCAGGUGGCGCUGCAGAGUGGGAGUUUGCCUGGUUCCAGUUCAAGAAAACCUCUGUUGCCACUGAGGCCAGCAAACUCAUGUCAGCUCUGGCCUGCACCAACAGCCAGGAGCUGCUGAAAAGGUAUCUGUCCUACACCUUGCAGCCAGAAAUGAUCCGCAAGCAGGACGCCACCUCAGUCAUCGUCUCUGUUGCCGGGAACAGAGAGGGACAGGAGCUGGCCUGGGCCUUUGUCAGGGAGCACUGGAAAUACAUGUUCACACAAUAUGGCGUUGGCUCCUUCUCCUUUGCUUCUCUCAUCAAUGGAGUCACCAUGCGCUUCUCUACCUCUGCUGAGCUUCAACAGCUGAGGGAGUUUGAGCGGGAGAACGGCGCAGCGGGCUUCGGCUCAGCCACACUGGCGGUGCAGCAGGCCCUGGAGAGGACCACGGCCAACAUCAAGUGGCUCCAGCAGAACAAGCAGGAGGUCCUGGACUGGUUCAGCAGGCAGACCGCCAUCACAGAGUGAGGCGGAGUGACCACAUCAUGACUGC